AUGGAAAACUUCUUCCAGUUAGGAAAGCUACAAGAACAACUAACUUGCGCUGUUUGUCUGGAUAUUUACACCAAUCCCAGGACACUCUCUUGCCUUCACUCAUACUGUGAGGAGUGCCUCCAAGGACUCACCAUCUACCAACCACACUCCAUCACUUGCCCAAACUGUCGCUGUAGUACGAAAGUACCCACUCCUGGGGGCGUAACUAAAUUCCCGCCUGCCUUCCACCUCAACGGUCUCAGAGAUAUCUACAACACUCUUAAAAGGACUAGCCUCAGUGCUAGGAACGUCACUUGCGACAACUGUGGCUCGCCAAACGACAUUGGAUACUGUAGAAGCUGCAGAGGGUUUCUUUGCCCCGUCUGUAUAGAUGAUCAUGUUGGUUGUAGUGAGUUCUCAAGCCUACAGCAAUCACUGGCAUCUCUAGGAGGUGGCGGACUAACAUCGCUAAACCAGCUUCCAGAGAAUAAGGAUCUCUGUCGUCAACAUUCAGAGCCGCUAGAAACUUUUUGUAGAACCUGCAAUGAAGUCAUUUGUCUCCAAUGCAUUGUAAACGAUCACAGUGCUCAUGACACUGUUAAUCUAGUCGAUGGCUAUUUCGAGGAUUAUCCUCUACUGGAGUCCAGUUUAAAUACCAUAGGUCAAAUGAUUCCCUCUAUCAAUCACUCCCUGAUUGAUAUUGAUAAUCAAAUUGAGGAUGUCAGAGAGCAAGAUGAAAUCAUCAAAGCGGAAAUUCGUUUGAUGGUCGAAGAUUUGACGAAAGCUCUCCAGAAAUCGGCACGACUCUUAACCGCAGACGUAGAAAAAAUUACAGAGGCGAGAAUGGCAAGGCUAUUGGAACAAAAGAAAUUGGCCAAAUCGGCUUUAAAGCAGACGACACACAUCAAGUCGUACAUGGAUCAGUGCUUGCAAGUCGGCACAAUUCAACAGAUUGCUCUCAGUAAGAAGCAAAUGAUGGAGCGAAUGAAUGCACUAAAAGAUCAAAUAAAACUGGAGGAAUUCAUACCAAUACAAUACACGGCCGUCAAGUAA
Amphimedon queenslandica is the source of this 1032-nucleotide messenger RNA. Its product is annotated as tripartite motif-containing protein 2-like. Gene Ontology annotation, cellular component: nucleoplasm. The transcript is spliced from 2 exons. The record is from RefSeq and is a predicted model, not a curated record. The coding region runs from base 1 to 1032 and encodes 343 amino acids. Gene Ontology annotation, molecular function: zinc ion binding; ubiquitin protein ligase activity. NCBI's taxonomy places the organism in Eukaryota, Metazoa, Porifera, Demospongiae, Haplosclerida, Niphatidae.